Molecule: messenger RNA, 1119 nt
Organism: Fraxinus pennsylvanica
Lineage: Eukaryota; Viridiplantae; Streptophyta; Magnoliopsida; Lamiales; Oleaceae
Source: the annotation of a GenBank genome assembly
AUGGCGGAAUCCCCAUCGGACCAACCCUCCACCCAAACCCCAGCAUCACCAGAGUCCGACCGGGAUAUUUUACAAUACUGGUGCUACCACUGUGACAAGCGGGUGUCGAUCGAAACCAUAGCUGAUCUUCCUGAUGUUAUAUGUUAUGAGUGCAAAAAUGGAUUUGUUGAAUCAAUUUCUGCUACUACAGUUCCGUCUCCUAGUGAUGCGCCAUCACGAGCCAGUUCUGAUCCUAUUGAUGACCCUAGUUUUGGUAAUCAGUUUAUUCAGGUUCUCCGCCUCAUAGCCGAGGCGGCGCGUGAGGUGGAUGCUCCUCCUCCGUCUCCCUCCGAACACACAGAUCCUUCAGAUGAUGAUUAUUUACGGAUCGAGUUAGAUGGAUGGGAUGAUGAUGAUGAAGACGAGCAUUCAGUGGAAGUCCGUGAGGAUGAGAAUCAUGAGGUGGAGGAUGAUAAUGAGAAUCAGGAUCAAUCUGAUGGUGAGAAUGGAGAGGUGCAGGGGGAGAACGAGAAUCGGAGUGAAGAUGAAGAAGAGGAGAUGCGGAGAAGGCGGCGUGAUGUUCUGCGGCUUCGGCUAAGGGACUUUGCUGCUCGAGCUGCGAGCAGGCGUAACAGGAUUCUUGAUUGGGCCGAGAUUUUAAUGGGGCUGGAGGACCACUCAAUCGAGUUGCGAUUACAGGUUCCAGAAUCAGAUACUUUUUUCGGAAACCCGGGUGAUUAUGUAGAUGCUGCAGGAUACGAAUCAUUGCUGCAUAAUUUAGCUGAAAGUGACAGUGGAGGAAGGCCAGGGGCUCCGCCAGCUUCAAAGGCAACAGUUGAAGGAUUAGAAAACAUGUUGAUUGAAAAGAAAGAGGAAGCAUUGGUGUGUGCUAUAUGUAAAGAUUCAGUGAAUGUGGGUGAAAUGGCGAGGAAAUUGCCAUGUGGACAUGGAUAUCACGGCGACUGCAUAGUCCCCUGGUUGGGCUCGCGAAAUACUUGUCCCGUGUGUAGGUUUGAGUUGCCAACUGAUGAUCCCGAUUACGAGGAGGAGAGGAAGAAAAGAGUUGUUGUGGCAGGCCUUAAAGCACCUUCCUCAAGUUCUUCCGGUGAUGCUGGUAGUUAUAAUUCUGGCUUGGAUUGA